AUGAACCGAGAACAUGCAUUCAACUCCGGCAAGCAGGUAAAUCCCGUCCAGAAUGCUUCGUUCCUUUCCAAGCGCGUAUUCUGGUGGCUUCGUGACACAUUCCGCGCCGGGCAUCGGAAAGAGCUCACGGAGGAAAAGCUCUAUGCAACACUUCCGGAGCACAGCAGCCACGAACUGGCCGAUACCUUCGAACGCCUUUGGUCAGAGGAGCUGCAGCGCGGUCCCGACAAGGCGAGCUUUGGACGCGUAUACUGGAGGGCGUUUGGACCAGGAACACUCUUUUGGGGUCUGCUGUUCUCGGCGUUUGAAACAGCAAACCGGGUGGCGCAACCAUUGCUCCUCGGAGAGCUGGUAUCGUACUUCACUCCGAACCAGGAUACAAUCAGCGAACGGGACGCCUAUUUGUAUGCGGGUGGUGUUAUCGCGUGCUCGCUGUUAUCGGUCAUAUCGUUCCACCCAUUCAUCUACUACAUAAUUCAAUUAGGAAUGAAGUUUCGAAUUGGUGCAUCGUGUUUAAUUUAUAAUAAGGUACUUAAACUCUCUAAAUCAACGACCGCCAGUGAUGGGCUGAAUGGGAAGAUCAUCAAUUUGCUAUCGAACGACGUAGGGAAGUUUGACAUAGCUUUGUGUUUUGUGCACGAUCUCUGGAAAGGACCGAUGGAAGCGAUUCUUCUCGGAUACUUCAUCUAUCUUCAGAUUGGCUUUUCCGGUCUGCUCGGGAUGGCCUUUCUGUUAAGCUUCAUUCCGUUGCAGGCUUGGGUUGGCAAGAAGACUGCAACCUUUUCCAUGAAGGCCGCCAAGCGGACCGACCUGCGAGUACGUUUUAUGAACGAAAUCAUUCAGGGCAUACAAGUGAUCAAGAUGUACACCUGGGAGAGUUCCUUUGCGAAAAUGAUCGAAACGAUCCGGAGAAAGGAAAUUCAGGCCAUUCGCGGCGGUGCGUACGUGCGAGCUACACUCAUAUCGUUCUUCGCCGUGUCGCAUGUGUCCAUCUUUAUCAGUUUGCUGUCCUACACCGUUACGGAGAACGUUAUCACUGCCAAAAAGGUGUUCAUUGUGACGUCUUUCUAUAGCAUACUGAACGAUUCGAUGGUGCAUUUCUGGCCUAUGGCUAUUACUUUCUGCGCUGAGGGGUACAUUUCGCUUAAACGUAUACGCGACUUUCUACUGACACCCGAAGGAAAGCCCUCGAGUGAGGCAGGAAGGAGCGAGAAUGUUAACAAGAAUAUCAACAAAAAGUUUACGGAAGCAAAUCUCGGCGGCGAUACGUCUGUUGAAGGGGCAGAGACCGACAAAUCAAAUCAAAAUGGUGGCAAGACGCUCAUUCAGGACGAUGACGUCGACCGAGAGCCCUUGUUGCCGACGCGUCUAAUACGCAUUUUGGACAGCGAGCGUAAAGGAGUGGUGCUGGAUAAUGCCACGGCGCGAUGGAUGAGUUCCUCGGCGGCAACAGAAAAGGCACCGGGUGGUGGAGAUGCCUCAACUGUAGAAAACACUAACGUUGGCAUCGAAUCCGUGAGCAUUUCCAUUGAGUCUGGCAAGCUUUGUGUAUUAGUUGGUCCUGUCGGAUCCGGCAAAUCGACACUUUUACAAGUGCUGCUAGGAGAGCUAGAGCUGGACGAGGGAAGCGUGGAAAUUCGCGGAACUGUCAGCUACGCUUCACAGGAACCGUGGUUAUAUGAGGGUAGCGUACGUAACAACAUACUCUUCACCGAGGAAUACAACGAGCGCCGUUAUCUGCAGGUUGUGCGCGUGUGUGCACUGGAAAAAGACUUCGAGCUAUUUCCACACGGUGAUCAAACGAUCGUCGGUGAGCGAGGCAUAAGCUUAAGCGGCGGACAGAAAGCUCGAGUUAACCUUGCACGAGCAGUGUACAGAAAGGCCGACAUCUACCUCCUGGAUGACCCACUGUCAGCGGUGGAUACGCACGUGGGAAAGCAUAUCUACGAGAUGUGCAUUCGUGAGUUCCUAGCGAACCGAGUAUGUAUACUGGUAACGCACCAGCUGCAAUACCUCAAGGAUGUCCAACAGAUUGUACUUAUGAAUGGUGGUCGGGUGGAAGCCGUCGGUAGCUAUCGAGAUUUGAAAAAGUCCAACAUUGAAUCCAUAAUGGCACUCACACCGGAUGAAUCGCCUUCGGAAAAUCCGUUCGACAAAGAGCUUAAAAAUGUGCGUCCACGACGAAUCAGUGGAUCAUCUACGGGAUCGCAAAAUCGGGACAUUGACCUUAUGGUGGAUCUACUUGAUCAUGAGAAGCAAGAAGAGGAAAAAGAAUCUCAAGGAGGCAAGGGUAGCGUAGGUCUGUCCGUGUACAAAUCGUAUAUAGCGGCAGUGCAAAGUUGUGGCUGGAUCUUCUGGCUCAUUGCACUUAUGUUACUCUCACAGAUAGCGGUCAGCGGGGUGGACAUAUUCGUGGCAGAAUGGGUGAACUGGGAGGAACGGAUCGCUGGAAUACCACCGGUGUUCGAUCUGAACGAUAACCAUACUAUAUUAAGUUCACGGGAUGUACGCGUUCUGCUGCGCGAGCAAACGGACGUCAGUAACUUCAUCGAGCGACAACAGUAUAUCUGGAUAUACAGUGGAUUGAUCAUACUACUGGUUGUUUUGGUGGUGCAACGGUCGUUUUCGUUUUUCUACGUGUGCUUGCGCAUUUCGAUGAACCUGCACGAUCGCCUGUUUCGGGGAUUAACUCGUGCAACUAUGCAUUUUUUCAACACGAAUCCCUCGGGUAGGAUCCUAAAUCGAUUCUCCAAGGAUAUUGGCUCGAUAGAUUCCUCUUUACCGAUGUCUUUGCUGGAUUGCGUGGUGUUUUUCCUAGAAAUGAUUGCCGUCGUGGCGGUAGUAUCCAUCGUCAACUAUUGGUUCCUGCUACCGACCGGAAUUGUAGCCGUAAUCAUGUACUACAUCAGGCGGAUGUAUCUGAACACUUCGCGCGUGGUGAAACGUAUCGAAUCCGUCAAUCGGUCGCCUCUCUUCUCUCACACCAACGCCACCCUACAAGGUCUCUCAACGAUCCGUGCGUUCGGUGCGCAGGCGGCAGUGAGGCGCGAGUUCAACGAAUUUCUCAACGUUAAUUCAUCCUCCUGGUUCAUGUUUAUUUCGACAACUCGCGCCUUCGCCCUGUGGCUCGAUCUUGUGUGCGUACUGUACAUCGGCAUCGUGACGUUGAGUUUCCUAGUCGGGGCCCAGCACACCCUCGGUGGUAGCGUCGGUCUAGCCAUCACCAAAACGAUCAGUCUCGUUGGAAUGUGCCAGUGGGGGAUGCGGCAAUCGGCGGAACUCGAAAAUCAGAUGGUUUCCGUGGAGCGUGUCAAUGAGUACACGAACCUUCCGUCGGAGCCGCCACUUGAGACGGCCCCGAAACAUCGACCCCAGCGCAACUGGCCCGAACACGGUGUGAUACGGUUCAUCAACGUUGAUCUGCGCUACUCAGAGGAUGGUGAGCGCGUGCUGAAAGAUCUAAAUUUUGUCAUCCGACCAAAUGAAAAGGUUGGCAUCGUGGGGCGCACUGGUGCGGGCAAAUCAUCGCUCAUACAGGCACUGUUCCGGUUGGCACCGUUCGACGGGAAUAUUGAGAUCGACGACAUCGACACAAAAACGUUGGGAUUGCGUGAUUUGCGAAGCAAAAUAUCGAUCAUUCCGCAGGAUCCAAUCCUCUUCUCGGGCACAUUGCGCAGUAAUUUGGAUCCUUUCGAGCAGCGCAAAGAUGAAGAACUCUGGAGUGCUCUCGAUCAGGUUGAGCUGAAAGAAGCCGUAUCGUCACUGGCCGGUGGAUUGGAAUGUCGUAUGUCCGACGGAGGAAGCAACUUCAGUAUGGGCCAGCGGCAACUAGUUUGCCUGGCGCGAGCAAUAUUGCGCAAUAAUAAAAUCCUUGUCCUCGAUGAAGCCACAGCAAAUGUAGAUCCAGAAACGGAUAAACUAAUUCAAACUACAAUUCGCACAAAAUUCGCCCACUGUACAGUAUUGACGAUCGCCCAUCGACUGCACACGGUUAUGGAUAGCGAUCGGGUGCUGGUAAUGGAUGCUGGGCGUGUCGUCGAAUUUGGGCAUCCGCACGAAUUGCUACACGGCCCGAUCGGUCAGCUGCGUCGGCUCGUUGAUCAAACCGGUGUGGCUACAGCGGCUAUGUUGAUGCGGAACGCCGAGGAAAACUUCAAAAAAUCAAGCGCAAGGCAUACCGAAGCAAUAACGCUUGGAUUAUCUUGAAGCGACCUUCCAGUUCGGUAUGCAGAGCUAACGGAGGCAACAAAUCUUUUAAAGAUUAAUGGCAUUGAGAUUAGUUUAGGGAUAAGAAAUGUUUGCUCACUGCGAGCUGCACAUGUUCAAAGAUUCGACUAAAAAUAUGAAUCUUAAUAUUUUUUUCUAAAACAAAUAACACCAACAAAUGAUUAAAUAAAUCAUCGCACAGGACUACUUAAAGUAACACUAAAGAUGCGGUCAAUUUCAUGACUUGCAUUACUGUCAAAUGCAUUUUAAAGUAAAACUAUUGAAAUUGGAUUAAAUAAUUCUUCCUCGUUUAUAUUGCCU
This is a messenger RNA of Anopheles coustani, 4527 nucleotides long. It is a transcript of the gene rdog, whose product is annotated as ATP-binding cassette subfamily C member 4. The transcript is spliced from 4 exons. Gene Ontology annotation, biological process: transmembrane transport. Gene Ontology annotation, molecular function: ATP binding; ABC-type transporter activity; ATP hydrolysis activity. The record is from RefSeq and is a predicted model, not a curated record. Lineage: Eukaryota; Metazoa; Arthropoda; Insecta; Diptera; Culicidae. Gene Ontology annotation, cellular component: membrane. Bases 1 to 4206 code for a protein of 1401 amino acids.